Messenger RNA from Bombus pascuorum, 1327 nucleotides. RefSeq names its product vacuolar protein sorting-associated protein 37B (gene Vps37B). Gene Ontology annotation, biological process: protein targeting to vacuole; protein targeting to membrane; ubiquitin-dependent protein catabolic process via the multivesicular body sorting pathway. The coding region runs from base 342 to 995 and encodes 217 amino acids. Lineage: Eukaryota; Metazoa; Arthropoda; Insecta; Hymenoptera; Apidae. The record is from RefSeq and is a predicted model, not a curated record. The transcript is spliced from 4 exons. Gene Ontology annotation, cellular component: ESCRT I complex.
UAUUAACUUGUUAUUCUACAGUAAUUUCAAUUGAUAUCAUAAUACCUAUAAAUUGAGUCAUUAAUUGAAACGCAUAUUUUUAUAAAAUUUACGCGAUUAAAAUUGUAUUAAAUUUUGAUAAUUAUAUUUAAUAAUAAUCGAUUUCACAUUAUAACCAAAUUAAUAAAAUUUUUUUUUUAUGUGGAAAGGUCAAUCAAUGUAUUUUUAUAUUAACCAAUGUGUAUAAUAAAAUGUUGAUUCUGUGUAAUAUAAUUAAAUAAAUCGACAACAAUUCUGCUUAAAAAAUAAAAUUUAAUUCAUGAACAUUAUCAUAACUCCGCGAAACUGAUUAAUAUUAAAUAAUGUUUAAAUCAAAUCAGGAACCAGACAUACCUGCAGCACUAGGUCUGUUAUCACAUUUAACAAACGAUGAACUGAAGGAAUUAUUAAAUGAUGAUUCAAAAUUUGAAGAUAUUGUAAAAGAUGUAAAGCAGUUUAAGAAUUUAGAAACUGAAAAAGAAUUAUUAAUGGCAAGUAACACAUCUCUGGCAGAGUUUAAUUUAUCAAAACAACCAGAAUUACAAGAGGGUAAACAAAUAUUAAAGGAACUUAGUGAAAAGGGAAGUAGAUUAUGCAUGAGCGUAAAAGAAAAAUUGGAUGAGAUAAAAAAUAAGUCUGGGGAAAUGACUGCUGAUACUGCAUUAGAUUUAUUGCAAACAGCAGCAGCGGAAAUUGAAGAAGAAUCAGAAACCAUAGCUGAAAAAUUUCUGGCUGGAGAUAUGGAAGUAGAUGAAUUUUUAGAACAAUUUUUAUCACGUCGAAAAUUGAUGCAUCUACGUAAAGUUAAAGUAGAUAAAUUGAGAGAGUUAAUAAGAACAUCACAUACUGCUAUUGGUCCUGGAUAUCCAAUAGCUAGUAAUUUUAGAAGUCUAGCUCCUGCUAUUCCUUAUCCAGCUGGACCUGUUUCGAUGCCAAUGCCUGUACCAUCUGGUUUUCCACAUUUUAAACCAUACUAAGUUACAUUUAUUAUAAUACAGCAUUGUAUUCCAAUCAGUUAAGUUUUUAAAUAUUGAAUUUUCUUUAAUGUAUAAGAAACACGUAAUUUUAAUUAACAAUAUUUUUAAGUGAUUAACGCGUAUGAUACAUCAAAAUAUUUGUAACGUUUAAUUAAUAGAUAAUAUAAUUAAGAUAAUUUACAAUUAAUGUAUUAGAUUUUGUAAUGUUAUUGUGAUAUAUUAAAAUAGAUUCGUUUUCUGAAAUAAAUAUGUUAAAAUAUAUAACAUAAACUGUACACGUUUUUGAUAUAGGGGUUAACGCAAUAAACAUGUAAAUGUUAUCAUGUUUCACA